Messenger RNA from Spodoptera exigua (beet armyworm), 909 nucleotides. The record is from the annotation of a GenBank genome assembly. Lineage: Eukaryota; Metazoa; Arthropoda; Insecta; Lepidoptera; Noctuidae.
UGCUGUGUACGCUUUAGUAUUGGGAAGAACGCGUUCCAGUCAACACCGCUUCCGUGCUCCAAUAAAUAAUAAAACAACUAAACAUGCCUGAAGUCGUGUUCUACUACUUUCCCGUGAAGGCUCUGGGCGAGUCCAUCCGUUUGCUGCUGGCAUAUGGCGGCCAGGAGUUCGAUGACCGUCGUAUUCCACAGUCGGAAUGGCCUGCAUUCAAACCAAAGACCCCAUUCGGUCAGAUGCCAGUUUUGGUGAUUGACGGCAAGGAGUACGCUCAAAGUCUGGCCAUCAGCCGCUACCUCGGCAACAAGUACGGAAUCGCUGGCGCCACCCCCGAGGAUGCACUGGAAAUCGACCAGAACGUCGACCUCAUCAACGAUCUGCGAGCGAAGGCUGCAGUAGUCCAGUAUGAGCCUGAUGAGGCUGUGAAGGAAGCCAAGUAUGCAGACUUCGUUAAGAACGUAUUCCCAGACCUUUUGGAAAGAUUGAACGCCAUCUUUGUCAAGAACAACGGCCAUGUCGCUUUGGGAAAGCUGACCUGGGGUGAUUUCGUGUUCGCGGGUAUGUUUGACUACCUGAAGAUGAUGUUGCGCAUGCCUGACCUUGAGAAGAAGUACCCCGUGUUCCAGAAGAUCAUUGACAACGUUUACUCCAUUCCUAAAGUGAAGGCGUACGCGGACGCCGCGCCGCCCUGCGACUUCUAAAUUUAAAUUCUGGAAACAACACGUACAAAAUAACAAGAGUCUAUUUUGAAAUCGAAUGUUUGAAAUAUCUAGAAUGCAUGUUAAAUAUUUUAUCUUUAUACAUAAAAUUUAAAUAUUUAUACACUCGUCGAAAUAUGUUAUGGAUAUUUUCCUAUAACUUUUAGAUUAUAAGGAUGUGUUUAAAUGAUAAAUAAAUGUUACCUAUUUAAAG